Molecule: messenger RNA, 834 nt
Organism: Colletotrichum higginsianum IMI 349063
Lineage: Eukaryota; Fungi; Ascomycota; Sordariomycetes; Glomerellales; Glomerellaceae
Product: Btb poz domain-containing protein
Exons: 3
Coding region: 1-834 (277 amino acids)
Source: RefSeq, a predicted model, not a curated record
AUGCCGCCUGCCUUCCAAACAAGUCAAAUCUCCUAUGAAUGCUCUCUGCCUGCCCCCUUUUCUCGUGUCAAUGUCUCAAAGAUCUUCGGCUAUGCUCUUGAUUGCUGGAUGUCACCAUACCUAGCUUGUUGCAACCCUGCCGACUAUUACGAGCCUGACAUGGCAGAAGAAUACAACUGCGACCGAGAACCGUCUCCCGAAGGAGGCGUCCAUCUAAGAACGGAGGCUCCUAUGAGUACCGACCCACACAUACGAUGUUCCGAGCCUCUUUACCCCGAUGGCGACAUUUUCGUCAUUCUGCUCAACAGCCAAAAGUCAUUCAUUGCCGGCUAUCAGUUGUCUUCUCAAGUUUGCAGAGUGGCGUCCGCAACUUUUGCCAAACUGAUCGACGCUGCCAGCACCACCCAAGAUGGAGAGAAAAUUGGCAGACUGAGCGACUGUGUAGACUCUGAAUCAGAUGCUUUCCGAUGCAUCUUCUCUGUUCUGCACCACAAGGACACUGAGACGUACAGGUAUCUGCCGGCCCAAGAUCUCCUCCAAGUCUCCAAAGUCAACUCAAUUCUGGAGUGUGACAAGGCCCUCACGCCGUGGAUUAAUUUGUGGUUUCAGGAGGCACGUCGGGAGAUCACCGAAGUCAGCCAGCAGAAGACAGAGGAUCUGGGUAUGCUGUUAAGUUCAGCAAUUGCGUUCAAGGCCGAAGCGGAGUCACGCAAGCUGAGAGAUUUUGCUGUCCACAAUCUUGCCAUCGACUUUCCCGAAAUAUGGAGGAAGAACCAGACCCUUGGUCACUUGCUAGAGAACGAAUCACUUACUAUGGAAGGCUGGAAACGCUGA